This is a messenger RNA of Cornus florida, 828 nucleotides long. RefSeq lists its product as uncharacterized. The coding region runs from base 1 to 828 and encodes 275 amino acids. The transcript has a single exon. Lineage: Eukaryota; Viridiplantae; Streptophyta; Magnoliopsida; Cornales; Cornaceae. The record is from RefSeq and is a predicted model, not a curated record.
AUGGAAGAUGUAAUGCAGGCUAUGAAGGGAAAAGACAUUACAGCCAUAGAUGGUCUGGUGCAGAAUACCAACUUGCCGUUCAGCCCCUCGAUUAUGAAAUACCCCUUGCCGAGCAAAUUUAGAAUGCCCUCAAUUGAGAGUUUCGAUGGAACUAAAGAUCCCCUCGACCACUUGGAGACUUUUCAAGCGCUUAUGUAUCUGCACGUGAUGCCAGAUGAGAUCAUGUGCAGAGCCUUCCCAACGACCCUCAAAGGAUCAGCACGGGUAUGGUUUAACAAGUUGAAACCAGGGACCAUUGAAACCUUUGAAGAAUUGAGUAAGCGUUUUGUGGGCCAUUUCAUUGCUGGACAGAGGCAUAGAAGGCCGGCUACCUACCUUCUUACUGUGAAGCAGCAGAAGGGAGAGUCACUGCGCGAUUACAUUUGUCAUUUCAACACGGAGAUGUUGCAAGUGGAGGAAGCGGAUGACAAGGUGGCCCUAGCCGCCUUUAUGGGAGGACUCCAAACCUCGAGAUUUCUCUUCUCUUUAUCAGAGAAACCCCCUACUAGCAUGGCUGAGUUGCUGGUUCGGGCUAAAAAACAUAUAAAUGUUGAAGAUGCAAUGAUUGUGAGAAAGGGAAAAGAAGGGAAGGAUAAGAAGGCAGACAAUAAAAGGCCGGCUUUGACAACCAAAGAGGAAAAGGAAAUCAAAUAUAAGAAACCCAUGGUCAACCAGAAUGAAAGGGCGUCUCGUUAUAAGAAUGCGGAGAGGUAUACAAAUUACACUCCUUUAAAUAUGCUGAUAGAUCAAGUUUUCCUGCAGAUUCAGGAUGAACUAUAUCUAAAGUAG